AUGUUUGAUCUAAAUUAUUAUUCCCAUCAACAUCAGAAACAUUCAUGCUCUCAUGAUGAAUUACUUAUUGAUGACGAUGUAUGUGUUUCGUCAGUCCCUGUGGCAUGUUGUUCACACAGGGGCGUAGAAUAUCCCCGGCCGCACUCCACUGGCUCUGGAAGCACCACCUCCACCACCGUCAGCCAGUCAUCUUCAUCCUCUGGACGUGGAUCACUGCCCCCUGUUGGAUGUCCUGGGAACCAGUCACAGGUACCAGAGACGGGUCCUGCCGCUAAUUCAUUUUCUGAGGCGUUGGCUAACAAUGAGCUCAACAGUCAUCAUCUCUGCCAGUAUCGUCUUUACCGUUCCUGUGAACCCUGGAAACCAGCCCACAACUAUCUAAUGGACAGUUCGGACUCUCCUGGAGAAUACAUCAGCUUCUUCAGCGGCUCUGACAUCAGCUGCCUCUCUGCUAUUGGUGGAGAAGUAAUUGACUCCUCCUCAUCCUUUGUGUCAGAGAGUUCUAAGCUCCCCCUCCCACUGGGCCAAGCCAACCUGAAGAUGAACAGUUCCCCAGCGAGUCCCAUAAAGAGACCAGGGGUCCUCUCCAGCACUCACAGUCAGGCUGAUGAUGUCAUCACUGGAAAAUCAACAGAGGUUUAAUGUUGGUUGUUCUGCUGGAGGUGGCUGAGGUGGUUGACUCUGUGCAUGUCAGUCUUCUUCUGGUUCCUGUCUGAGAUGUUUUAAUGCAGCUUAAUAUGUUAUGUGUCGGACGCGGGCGGAAGACCGACCAGCGUUUGAA
This is a messenger RNA of Thalassophryne amazonica, 781 nucleotides long. RefSeq lists its product as uncharacterized. Lineage: Eukaryota; Metazoa; Chordata; Actinopteri; Batrachoidiformes; Batrachoididae. The record is from RefSeq and is a predicted model, not a curated record. The transcript has 5 exons. The coding region runs from base 1 to 642 and encodes 213 amino acids.